Molecule: messenger RNA, 6004 nt
Organism: Hydractinia symbiolongicarpus
Lineage: Eukaryota; Metazoa; Cnidaria; Hydrozoa; Anthoathecata; Hydractiniidae
Product: doublecortin domain-containing protein 1-like
Exons: 35
Coding region: 253-5427 (1724 amino acids)
Biological process (GO): intracellular signal transduction; regulation of mitotic cytokinesis
Molecular function (GO): microtubule binding
Source: RefSeq, a predicted model, not a curated record
GAGCACCUCCGAUCACCUUAUAAGGCACACUUGCAACAUGAUUCAUCUUCAGACGUUGCACUCAGUAGACCGUCCUCUGCCAAACUGAUUUCCAAUCGACCAGCUUCUGGCAGGUCGUUUUCAAGAAAAUCUUCAAAGAAUCUUGUGCCUCAUCCUCCUAAACGUAAAAGACCAACAUCAGCACCUGUUUACAAAUUAGGUACUGGAAGUUGGACGGCUUUUGAUGAUUUAAAUGGUUCAUAUUCAGCAUCAAUGAUGUCUUCGUGCUCUUUUCGCAGUAAUACUAAAGCUGUCUACAGAAAAAAGCAACAUAUACUUUGUGUACAGGCAUUUAUAAAUGGUUCAAGAGAAAGAACAGCACGAGUUACUGCUUCUGACCUGUCACAGCUACUUGCUGAGUGUACAAGCAAACUUGGGUUGACUUCAGCUGGAAGGAAAUUAUUUCUAGGUGAUGGUACGCUUGUAGUUCAUCCGAAACAACUACACAAAGAUUGUGAAGUUUAUAUUUCAAUGGGUGAACCUUUUAAAGAUCCAUACUUGUCUCUGCAAGAGCGAGAAAAACUACGCAAAGCAUCGUUUUGGACAAUGAGUGGUAUAAUGAUGCCUGUUAAUAACAAGAAACCGAAACGCUUGGCUUCCUCAAUAUCAAAUAGAAUGAUGGAAUUGGUUGAUUCACAAAAGAGAAGAGUAUUAGUGUUUAAAAAUGGAGAAAGUUUUGGUGGUGUUGAAAUUAUAGCUAAUAGAUUUGAUCAGUUCUUGCAAGAUUGUACUACAAAAUUAGGUCUGAGUUCUGGCGCUCGUACAUUGUAUGAUUGGAGUGGUAAACCUGUUGAAAUGUUUUCACAAGUUCCUUGCUUGGAUAAAGUAUUGCAGCCCUCAUCUGGUACUGUACUAGGACCGUUGUGGGUAACAAAAGGGGAACUGUUUAGUCCUACUGGUGCAUACAGCUUUCUUUUCACAAUGAUCGCAAAUACUAAGGACAGAAUAAAAAGCUCUGAAGAAUAUGCACAACAGUUGGAGGCUCAGUUAAAUAGUGAUGAACUUCACAUAUUUUAUUCAAAGUUAGAAAUUGAAACCGAGCUGUCUGAAGAAAAUCAAGUUAUCGAUGAACUGCAGGAUGCUUUGCCCAAACUCCACGGUUACUUGAAGAAAAUCAAAAAGUUACAUGAUAAAGAAGAAGCAAUGUCCUCAUCAUCAUACAAAUUCAAACACAUUACCGAAAUUGACUCUCAUAGUAGAUUAGUAGGGACAUCUGGUAUCCGAUUGAAAUUAUAUGCUAAUGGCACUCCCCUGAAUGUUACUGUGCCUGUUAAAUUGUUUUUUAAUACUAAAGACCUUAAAAAGGGUGCAAAAACUAAAGCAGAAGUUAUGGAACGAUUUUUUGACGUGUUAAAUUCAAAUGAAGAAGUCAUGAGAUUAUUUGGUGUCCUUUCUAAACGAAGUUUUGUCAAGAAGGCUUAUUUAUUAAAUGGAACGGAAGUAACAGAUUUUGAUACACUGGAGCAUGGCAAUGAAGUUUGGUUAUCGCUGGGUGAAAGUUUUUUACCAAUUGAAUACCCUGUACUGACUAUAAUGUUGGAAAAAAUAAAAGUAGUUAACUUAUGGGGAUUAAAGGAAAUAACUCAGAAAGAUAUGUGGUUAGGUGGAGAUCAAAACCAAACAAAAGCAAAGUUAUGGAACAUUUGUUCUUCCCUUCCUUCACAAUGUGAGAUGCAGGAAAUGAAGAUAGAAAUGACAAACAAAGAAAAACUUGCAUAUUUUCAACAAUGCAGUGAAACGUGCAUAACUGAUGCGGCUACGUACUUGCAAUCAAAGGAAAACCAUAGUCUUGUAAUGUACCCUGAACUUUCUUUUAUCACAAAAGGACACGAGAAUGAGGGAGAUAUAUGGGGAAGCUUCCUACAGCAGUGGUAUAUAACUAAGGAUGGCCUUAUUCUUAAUAAACACUUUAAAGGUCUUGUCCUUGGGAUAUUAGAUCAGAGUGUCCAAAUGACACUCAGUGACGAUGGCGAAGAAGAAUUAUUAGACGGUGCUGUUGUCAGCUGUCAAGCGAAGCCAGAAAAAGACAAUUACAACUGUGUGUGGAUGUUUACAACAGAUGGGUACAUCCAAUCAAUAGUUAAUCCUGGUUAUGUCCUAACUGCUGUGUCUGGGUUUUCAUUAAACAAACUUAAAACUGACGAGAACAAUCAUGGUAAGUCUGACCAACAAUGGGAUAUUACAAACAAUCAAAGAAACGGUGUCGUCGUAACUGAGCAUCACAGUUUUUCUGAUGAAAACAGUGGCGAUGAAAACGAUGACGAUAAUGAUAAAGUAAACAAGGAGAAGAACAAAAAAGAUGAAAAUGAAAUAAGGGAUCAAGAAGAAGAGUCUGUAAAGAUGAACGAAGAUAUGGAAGAAGAUAAAAAGCUGUUUGAGAAUGUAGAAAAUGUUUAUGGUGGUCAAAAUAUAUCGCUAGUUGUUAUGCCACGCUUUCCUGAAAAGCACAUGUUGGCCUCCACGCAGAAAUGGGCACUGAAAACACUUAACCCUGUGCAUUCCAACAUAUCUGAGAAAUGGUCCAGGCAAAAUCUUUUCUGGCCAGUUGACCAAACAAAUACAUUUGUGGAGGAGGUUGUGGAAGGUUUCCUUACAUAUGGUGCUCCAAAAUUAAAAUGGAAAGUCACGAAGAAUUCAGAAGAGGAAAUUUUUAAGGCUGCGAAAACUGAUGUACCUGCUAAAUUAUUGGUUCUUCGCAAUGGUGAAACAGAUGCAUCACGAGCAUUGAAAAUUAUUGGGCCUGAUAUAAAAUCGUUAAAGAAAGAUAUCAGAGUUGCUUUUACUAGUUCGAAAAGUGUGGAAGGAACUGUUCGAUUAACACCAAGUGAUAUAGAACUUUAUCAGUUUUUGGAAAGAUGUACAGAUGCAUUAAACCUGCCAUUUGCUGCAAGGCGGUUGUUUACUUCAGAUGGAAAGGAAGUAAAGUCCUUAGGAAGUUUAGAAAAAAAUGAGUUAGUAUAUGUUUCAUGUGGUGAAAACUGGAAUAACCCCUCCGUGUCGUAUGCUGAAAAUCAAAAGAGAUUAUUACUGGCUAGUUUGGCUGCUGAUGUGGCAAAGAUUAGAAAUUAUGUUGAUCUAAAGAAACAAGCAGGUUUUAUUGCCAAAGUUGACGGUGAUGUUUUGAGUGAUGGAAAAAAGUUAUGUUUAAUGGACCAUCCAUAUGAAGAAUUAACAGAAAUGGAAAAUACUGAAGAACAGGAGAAUGAAAUAUUCGAAGCUGAAUCAAAAGGAAAUGAAGUUUUUGGAGAUAAAGAAGCGGAAGACAAUCUCACUGCUCAUCAACGAUCACAUUUAAAACAAAAUGAAUUAUCUCUCAACUUAUCUCACAGUGAUACAGAAUUGAGAAGUUCUAUAAGCCACAGAGAUGCAUUAUUUGGUCCCCAUACUACUGUGCAAGAGCAAUUCUCCUACAAAUGGGUGUACUCUGAUGAAUUUAUUUAUUUACAAUCUAACCCAAACUUGGUGAUAGGGGUGCAAGGUAGCGAGAAUAAUGUUUACGAUUAUUUAUUGAUAUGUCGUAAAAAGUAUGAAGAUGCCAACCAAAGAUGGCUGCUCUGCACCGACGGAACGAUUUGUUUAAAAGCCAAUCCCAAUCGCGUGUUCGCAGUGUCCACACCAUUUCGAAAGACUGACGAAGACGCAGUUGAAAGAAGUUAUUAUGGUGCUAAAUUGAUGCUUUCAGUGAAAAAGAGAAUGAUGAAUGGAAAUUCCAAUCAGUUGUUCUAUUUUGAUCAAGCUACUGGAUAUAUUCAUGCAUUUGCAACAGAUGACGUAAAUAUGGAUUUGACUGCAGCAAACAAAGCCGGUAUUUGUACAUACUCAGUGUUCAAUGAAACGCAAGUUUACCAGCCGGGAUUUUGCUGGAAGCAACAAACGGAAGAUGGGAAAACAUCGAAGCUUUAUUUUUGUGACGCAUGUGGUAAAAAUAUCCGUGGGAAACAGAAACUGGAGACUCUUAACGAAUUUAUCGAGUUUUCUUGCGCUAUGGGAGAAGCGCGUAAACACAAACUGAAAAUGGUCGGUGCUUUUCAAUGUUUGAAUGGCAAAGUAGAUUUAUCCAGUUUGGAAUGCGAGUCAACAUUAGCUGUUUGGGAAAUGCAGCUCUAUCGUUUACGUCACGAGUCAAGUAUUCGAGUGAUAGCGAGUGAAAUGACGUUGACACAGAGUAACCCGGCUGUUAGAGUGUUAGCUCAUAGAAACGGCGAUAGAAAAAGCGAAGGAGUGCUUGUGAUAGGAAAUAUGAUCUCGCAGAUACUAGAUAUGUGUACGAUAAAACUGAAUCUGUCGAAAGCAGCUCGUCGCUUGUAUACCAUGGAUGGCGAACUUAUUACAAAUAUGCAGCAGUUGUUAAAGCCUUACUAUCCCGAGCUUACAUACAUAAAUGAAACGUUUCAGGACAAAUCAAUUGAAAAUGACGAGGAAAUUGACGAUAUUACUGGGGAAAAGAUCAUCAUCGAGAAAUUGGAUGUUCGCAUUCCAGUUGAUGUUUGGGUGUCUUUGGGAGAAAACUUUACUCCUCUGGAUGAAGUGGAAAAAGCAGAUAUUCUCGCCAAAUAUGAACGUUCAGAGAAAACUGAUGCAGCCAACCAUCUUGAACUAGAAAAACAUCGAUUACGUCAAGCUAAGGGAAGACGUUUGUCUGGGAGAAAUUCCAAGCUACAUGUAAAACCAGUUCUUUCGAAAGCAUGGGCAUCUCCAUCUGCUGCAGAAGACAAAAUGGAAGAAUCAAUUGAAAAGUUUAAAGUGCAGUUGAAGGAGGUGAAGUCACAGCAAGAAAGCCGAGCAAAAGAAUUAAACGUAAGAAAAUCAUCCACUUCGAAAUUAUUAGACAAAAUGAAGACGAUGAAAUUAUACCAACUGCCACAAGCUUUGAAGUUGCACGUGUUUCCAAAUGGAGAAAAUCCAGAGAGAAGCGAAGUCAUAUUUGCACGUCAUUUUCAAGAGCUUCUAGAUAACGCUUCCAGCAAACUGUCGUUAAGCAAUUGUGCGAGAAGGGCAUUUACGGUAGAUGGGGUCGAGGUCUUGACAAUGGAAAACUUACACAGAGGCCAAUCAAUAUGCAUCACAAGUGGAGAAAGAUUUGUUCCUUAUAAAGAUCGUCGAAAUCACAUGGAAUUGAAAGCCAGCUGGUCACGCGCCAACCGACAAGGAAACAUUGAUAAAAACAAUAACUUGUUAACUGGAUAUAAAGAAACACAGGAUUCUGCUCCAAUGAGAAGCCCUAUAUUGGCGUUACCUAGUCCCGGACCAUCGAGUUAUCAAGACACUAUUAUUCAUUCAUUUGACGAACGUACAUCUUUGAGCAACAGUUUCAAUAACGGCAGCCAAAAUACUGUUCUAUCGAAAAGACCAAAAAGUUCAAGGGUUACUGUAGCGCACCCGAGGUAGAUAGACGCAUAUUUCUAGAAACUCUUUUAAUGGCAUCUCUGACCUCUGUCUUAGGCUUUCGUGUUUUGGAUGAGAAAUAUGUUUUAAAUUGUUAUCUGAAGUAAUAUUUUCUUUGAAUAUGGCAAAUACAAAAACACACGCACACUUGUAUCACAAUAUAUGACCUUGAGAAGUCGAGAAUCAAGUAUAAGAACAAGAAAAACGUUUUGUAAUGUUAAUAAAGAGAACCUACAAGUACGAUUGGAAGAUUUUGAAAUUCAGGAGAGGGUGUACAAUUCUGUAUCCUUAAGUUGUUAAGCUAACUAUCGUGAAAAGCAAACUUUUUAAAACGCUUUAAUAGGAAGAACUUUUUCCGAAUAAAAACAGGCUAUGUUAAGUAAAGGAUUUUAAUAAUAAUUUAUGUUCAUUCAUUUUUUAUCUUGUACUUAUGUUAAUAUAAACUUGUAAAUAAUAACUAUAAUAUACGAAGUUAAUUUUUUUUAUCUCGAAUGGAUUGUACCUCGUAAUAUAUUUUAAACGACCGAGUUGUAACUUAAAACGUUAUUUUAAUAAGUUAUUUCACCAUGCACUUUUUAUU